Seriola dumerili (greater amberjack) is the source of this 933-nucleotide messenger RNA. Its product is annotated as GTPase IMAP family member 4-like. Bases 127 to 933 code for a protein of 268 amino acids. NCBI's taxonomy places the organism in Eukaryota, Metazoa, Chordata, Actinopteri, Carangiformes, Carangidae. The record is from RefSeq and is a predicted model, not a curated record. Gene Ontology annotation, molecular function: GTP binding. The transcript has 3 exons.
UACAAAUAGGGCCAUAGAGAAAGCAGUUGUGGCAGACACACUGAACUCUUCAACGCUUCGACUUUUCAACUCCUCUCUUCAGCUGCAGUAUCUUCUCUGCUGGACGGCAACUUUGACAACCCAAACAUGGCCAACAACUUAGGAUCUAGCAGAACAAAUGAUGAGGAGCUGAGGAUUGUGAUGGUGGGGAAAACAGGGAGCGGGAAGAGUGCCACUGGAAACACCAUUCUGGGACGAGAGUGCUUCGAAUCAAAGUGCAGUGCUAAAUCUAUGACCGUAGACUGCUCUAAGGGCACAGCUACGGUAGAUAGACAAAAGGUUGCUGUCAUCGACACCCCAGGCCUGUUUGACACCAGGUUUGACCAGAUACAAACAGCCAAACAAAUUGGUAAAUGCAUCUCCUUCGCUGCUCCUGGACCCCAUGUCUUCCUGGUGGUCAUCAAGGUGGGCAGAUUCACAUCGGAGGAAAAGGAGUCCGUGCAGAACAUUCAGAAAAUGUUUGGCAAGGAUGCAGAUCGAUACAGCAUGGUUCUCUUUACUGCUGGUGACUCUCUGGACAACAGUAUUGAGGAGUUCUUGAAUGAUUGCGAAGAGCUUAAGGGGCUUGUGGCCAAAUGUAAUGGCCAGUACCAUGUCUUCAACAAUAAGGUUAAGGAUCGCUCUCAGGUCAGUGAGCUAUUCCAGAAGAUCAGAAAUAUUGCCGAGAAGAAUGGGGGAAGCCACUACACCAACGACAUGUUCCAAGAGGCAGAGAGGGUAAUCGAAGAGGAUAAAAAACGCAUCCUGAAAGAGAAAGAAGAGCAAAUGCGCAAAGAACAAGAGGAAAUGGAGAGGAAAAUGAAAGAAAAAUAUGAGGAGGCGAUGAAGAAAAUUAACAAACAACUCCAGCAAGAUCAACUUCCGUUUGCUGAUACCCUCAGUGCGGUUCCAUAA